Molecule: messenger RNA, 421 nt
Organism: Sinocyclocheilus grahami
Lineage: Eukaryota; Metazoa; Chordata; Actinopteri; Cypriniformes; Cyprinidae
Product: monocyte chemotactic protein 1B-like
Exons: 3
Coding region: 80-376 (98 amino acids)
Biological process (GO): immune response
Cellular component (GO): extracellular region
Molecular function (GO): chemokine activity
Source: RefSeq, a predicted model, not a curated record
AUUCAUCAGCUCUGAGAUCUUCAAGCUUUACAGAACUGCUACAGAUUCUUUCUGUCGUUGUGAAGAAACAUCUUGAAGAAUGAGAAGCCUGAUGUGUGUGCUGUUCCUGGUGCUCUUCUGCUCUGUGCAGAUGACUUCAAGUGCUCCCCAUCCAAUUAUUGCACAAUCAUACUGCUGUGUAGAGUUCAAUUAUAGGAUUAUUCCUCUAAAGCAAGUGGUGUCUUACUACUGGACCAGCAGCACCUGUCCCAAUCACGCUAUUGUGUUUAAGACAGUUGCAGGGAGAGAGAUCUGUGUAGAUCCAAAGACGACCUGGGUAAGCCACCUUGUUCAUAAAGUGGACAAAAAAACAAUAUCUGUUGAGGUCGGAUUCUAGACAUUUAGAGGCCCUAUAGGCAAAAUUAAUGUUGGAUGCCCCCAC